UGGUGGCUUGAGGGUGCUAUUGGAUUUAGUGGAGGAAAAGGCUGUGGUGGUUGUUGGGUGGAGAAAAAUAGUUGGACGAGCUAGAUCGGGUAGAGGAAUAGCAACUAGAGAGGUCAUCAAAUGGAAAUUGAAGGGCUGGAUCGACUCGAACAACAUCGUGAAGGCUACUAGAUGGACGAUGAUGGUUGUUGCAUGA
Messenger RNA from Dovyalis caffra, 196 nucleotides. The record is from the annotation of a GenBank genome assembly. Lineage: Eukaryota; Viridiplantae; Streptophyta; Magnoliopsida; Malpighiales; Salicaceae.